CAUACAUCACCAGCCCAUCAAGGGAUACAAAUUUUUUUUUCCUCUCUCUCUCUCUCUAGCAGGGCAAGGACUUUGGAAGUAAACUCACCAUUUGAACUAGAGAGAAAAGAAGUUAAACUCUGCUCUUUAUGGAUCUGGGAACUGAGAGGACAGUUAAUUGCAACUGGAUUUUAAACACUGAAUUGAAUUAUGCAGAUAACAAAUGAAGUACUAAGAAGAGCUGAAGAACAUUGAACCAUUAAUUAUGCAGUUUUUUUGGGCAUAAAUUAGGAGAUACUUGGAAGUUUUACAAUGGAUCUACUUAACAAUGCUGUAUGUCUAAGUAGACUGUAUUUAUACAUUAAUGGUGUAGAUCUGAGAACCUCUAAAAUAUUCACCUGAAACAAGAGCUCCUUUACUGACACCAUCUUCUCCCUGAAGAUUUCGUCAAGGAGAUAUGGGUUGGAGGCGUCGAUAUUGCCCCAGCCCAGUGCUUGUGGCUUUGGUAGUGGUAGCUUGUGUUUUCUACCACAGUAUGACGCCACUGUGGAGAAGGACGUGUGCAUCACCUGAUGCUACAUGUGGAUCUACAACUGACAACUUGGGUGUGACAAAUUACAGUAAGAUCUGCCUCUACAACUGGACCUGCCUGUAUAGGAAGCUAAAUGAGUUUGGGGAAUCGGUUAAAAAUCAUGUAACGUCCAGAACCAAGAAAAGGGCCUUUUUGCACGUGCAUCCAUCUGUUGGUAAUGAUGAUACAAACCUAUAUAAACAUAUACUUGCAAAGCUGGGAUAUAAAGUCAUUUCAGUAGAUGGCAUGGUGUCAUUUAACAGGAAGAGGGAGGAACUCUACCAAGAUAUGGUGAUCUACAGAGAUGCUUUUAUCUACAUUCCGUCUAAUACAAGUUUAGUCACAAAUUGUAUGGAAAAAAGAGAACUGGCUGAAUCACUGCAAAUGAGAAAGGUGAAUGUUUUGCCAGCAAUACAAAAACUUUUGUGCAGGAAAGACAGGAUCUGUGAUAUGGCUGCAAAAUGUCCAGGGCUACAGAAUCUUCCAUUGUGUUCUACUUUUGGCGUUUCAAGAGGUGAAACUAACGCAAAAUUUACACCAACUCAUGAUACUAACCAAGCCUUUAAGACAUUAUUAAAAGAAUCGCCAGACGUACCACUCAUCAGAGCAUUUGUGCUUGUGACAUCAAUAUCACCUCUGCGAGCAUUUAUUCAUUCAUCUGGGAUUGUCAGAAUCCAAACUAAUAGAAGAUUUGUUCCCAUAAAGCUGCAGGCUUUUUGUGACACUUUCUUCAACCUGAGCUCAUCCUUUCAAUCCUUUAAUACUGUGAAGGAAACAAUCAGUAAACUUUUGCUGACAGCUGAGAUAUUAAGUGAAGUCAAUGCUUUGGAGACAAUUUCUUUUAAAAGAUGCAAGGAAUGUUCUCAACUAUUAACAUUUGAUAUUGGAUACAGCAGCUCGUUAGAUCCAGUUGUGCUUGAAGUUAAAGAGCAUUUUCAGUUUGAAUCCGUUGAUUUGGAGAACAAAAAAACCAAAGAGCUCAUUCUUGAAGAUGCAUUUAAAUUCAUUUUACACAACAAACCAAAUAUGCUUUUAAAGGGUGCACAAACAUUUUCUUAUGUGAAGAAAGAUAUUUGCUGGAAGAAUCCUAUUCCAGAUUUGAUGUUGGAAGGAAUACACCUAUUAUUCCAGUUUGCACAAGAACUCACAAGUUUGGGAGAAUUUGAAAUGCUUUACCCUUCCACCUCCUCUAACCUUGGAACUUUUAUAAAUGAACUUUACCUCACAGUUCAACCAAUGCAGAAACUGGUACCGAUUCUAACAAUGCAUUGUUUACUUGCUGAUAUGCUUGCACAUUUUCAGAAGAAACAAACUGAAUCUACCAAUACAAGUUCUACAGUGAGGAACACAUUACCUGAAAAAGCAGAAGAGGGACAACUCUCAUUUACAGAUGUCAAUGCCAGACUGAAAGGAGAUAAAAAACAGAAGACAUGUAGUAAUGAGGAUGAUACACAAUCGCACAUUAGGAAUAUCUUCAGCAAUCCUCCACUGGACCUGACUCCUCCAUUUAGCCCAAGGAUCAAAGACUACUAUGCAGAAGUACCAUUUGAUGUAGUGACAGUGGAGAUUGGAGCAGAAGCUGCCAACUGCAAGAGCCAAGUCCACCUGGAUGAGAGGGAAGGCCUAAGUGUUGGUAUUUAUCCUCUUGGCUUGGGUCCAAAUCAAAUCACCAUACAUGUCACAGAUGACUCAAAACCAUCCACUGUGUUACUGAGAAGCUAUAGAAUAACAGUGAGCCGCGAAGAUCGCCCAAGUCUGCCACUAUUCGACCAGUAUAAGAUGUGUGGUUUCAUACAGGAUUGUGGCUUGAUAAUCCAUUCAAAAGAACCUUGUGGGUUACAGCCUUUGUCUGCAGAAACUUUGCUCAGUCUUUUCCAAGCACAGCAAAGAAAAUGUGAGAGUGGAGAUGCAAAAGGCCAAUGGAUUGUUCCUUGUCUGAGCUGUACUGAUAACAGAACAUGUGAUUGGCGAGCCAUAUCCUGGCAACCCUAUAAUUGUCAACACCCCGUCUUAUUAAAAAAUGAAUUGCAACAGUGCUUGAAAGAAAGAAAGAUUCUAUUUAUUGGAGACUCUACUAACAGAGGAAUGAUGUACUACCUGAUGGAACGAUUAAAUGAAACUUUGCAAGAGUGGCAGAAGUCUCAUGACAUGAAAUUCUAUAACAACAUAAAUAAUGGGAAAACAUUUAUCAGUUAUUCUUACUAUCCACAGUUUUGGAUUAAUGUCACACAAAGGCCAACAUUUGAAAAAGCACUGGAGCAACUCAUUGAAAGGUCACAUCCUCUUGAGAACUCAAAUCGAACUGUGCUGGUUGUAGGUGGGGUCCAGUGGAUUAAUCCAAAUCACCUACAAAUAAUUAACAAAGUAUUAAAGAGGCAAAAUCUUUCCAAUAUUUUGACAAUCAUAAAAUCCAUAGGGAUGGGUUUUCAUCUGCCAGUACAGGGUAUUCGUUCCUUAUCAUUGGAGCAAAUAAAAAAAUUAUUUGACGAAAACAUACUCAUCUUAAAAGGGGCAAAAGUAUAUGGCUUUGAAGUUGUUGACACGUUUAGUAUCACGAUGGGACGGUACAAGGAAUUUCUUCAAGGAAAAUGUGGAUGUCACUUUCAUGAGCCACAUUAUGUGCAGUGGUAUCAGUAG
This is a messenger RNA of Bombina bombina (fire-bellied toad), 3187 nucleotides long. It is a transcript of the gene CPED1, whose product is annotated as cadherin like and PC-esterase domain containing 1. The coding region runs from base 437 to 3187 and encodes 916 amino acids. NCBI's taxonomy places the organism in Eukaryota, Metazoa, Chordata, Amphibia, Anura, Bombinatoridae. The record is from RefSeq and is a predicted model, not a curated record. The transcript has 22 exons.